AACAAAAAAUUCUCGCGGGGGAGCAAAAAGGCAAAUAGGCAAAAAGAAGCAGUAGCACCGCAGCAGCCGCAGUCGCAGCGGAAUCAAAAGCAGCGCAGCCGCCGCUAAUUGUCGCGCCGCUGUUGUCGUAGUUGUUGCUGUUCCCAGUGUUCGUGCGCUGCGUCGCAAAAAAAGAAUAAUUUUCCCCCAAAGGAAAAUUCGAAAAGAGAAUCAAAAAGUUACUUUUUUCACAAGUUUUCACGGUAGAUUCAAUUGCACAAAAAAGUGUAGAAGAAAGGAAAGUAGAAGCAGCAGCAGUACAAGGAAAAAACAAUAAAGCGAGAGGAAAUCAAUACAAAUAAUAACAAUAAACCAGUAAAUAAUAGAAGAAAGAACAGCAGAAGUGGGAGCCGUAGCGCAGCGGCCGGAUCUGUGCAUGUGUGUGCGAUUUUGCAUGUAGCAUGUAGUAUUGUAACAAACAAAACGAAAGGCGGUCAACAACAACAUACAAUAAGAAGACAUAAUGAAAGCAAAUGAGCAAAAUCAAGCAGCAGAAGCAGCAGCAGCCGCGUCCAACGUCGACGACGACGUAGCAGCCGCCGAUGCCGCCGACGCAUGGGAAGCACCGAAAACCGCAUGACAAGGAAAUGGAAAAUUUUGUUGAAAAUUCUUUGGAAGAGCGAACCAAAAACGAGAAUCAAAAAUAAACAAGAAUUCAAAGUAAAUCACAGAAACAGAGCAAGUAAAUAAUAAGCACCAGUCAGGCGCCACACCAGUAACAACAACUAAGAAUCAGCUAAAGAAACAAAAGAAGAAGCAGAAGAAUACGAAACGGCAGUGGAGCAGAAGAAGUAAAGCAGUGCAACCAAAGGAGUGAGACUAAUAAAGCAGUGCAUGAAUAGGAAUAUAAGAAAAAGUGCAGGUCGAGGUGCAGUGCAAAAAGGAGCGGAGUUGGGAAGAAGAAGCAGGAGAACCUGCAGGUUGCGCCCCCUCAAUACCUCACCCACACCCACAUCAUCUCACACACACAAUCGUAUCACCCAACCAUCAUCAGCAGCUCCGCCGCCCACUCUCAUAGCAGGAGGACUGGGGGACAAUACCAUGGAAAGCAGUGCAACAAAUGCAUCAAGCAGCAUCCACACAAGCACAAACAGCAGUAGCACUGCUCUGCCAUCACUAUUCUCCUCUGCCUCCGCCGUCGCUGCAGCAGCCACCUCAAAGGACAUGGACGGACUGAUUGCCAUUAACGAUAGCGCAUUAUCGCAACAAAUCGAAUUUAUACUACAAGAUGCUCCCAUGGAGCAGGAUGAUGACCAUCAACAGCACCACCACCGGCACCACCAUCUCCACCACCACAAUCAACAUCAACACCAUCAGCCGCAGGCGCAGCAGCAGCACCACCAGCCGCAGCAUCAACAACAGCAUCUGCAACCACUUCAUCAGCUGGUAGUAGGAGUUGGAGCUGGAGCUGGAUCUGGAGGUGGAACAGCGGCCAAGCUCGAGAAUAACCACCCACCGACACCAACAACAACUGCAGCAACCGCAACGGCAACCAACAGUGCUUCCGUUUCCACCUACACCUCUAGCAACAGCACUAGCAACAAUAGCAACAACAGCAACAACAAUCACCUGGAGGAGCAUCACCACCUGAUGAUCCAACAGCAGCAGCAGCAGCAUCUGCUAAAUGGCCGGCGCGUUAUCAUCCAGUCUACUGGCAACAGCAGCACGGCUGCAGUACUGGCCGCCAGCGACAUCAAGGAGGAGGAGCUGGACGAGGAGGAAGAGGAUCCCGAGCUGAACGAUGAGAAUCUGCAGGAUAUCGAGGAGGAGGCCCAGGCGGCCGAAGCCGACGAGGAGCCAGAGACGACAGCACAGCAGCAUCCGCAUCUUCAGACUCGCGUCAAGAUCGAGGUGGAGGACGACGAUAUGCCCGAAGACGAUGACGAUGAAGACGAGGACGAAGACGAGAACAUGUCGGUGGCCCAUCUCCAGCGGCAGCAACUGGCGCAGGCACAGGCCCAAAUUCAGGCCCAAUUGGAUUAUCAACUGCAAUCGCCGCAAGCGGGCGGGGCAGGUGCACAGCAAUUGGUGCAACUGCCCGCCGGAAGUCUUAUGAGCACCUCGAGCACCCGCACUAUGACUGCUGUGCCCGUCACCGAGGCGGCACUUGUCCAGCUACAGCGCCGUCCCGUGUAUAUCAGCAAUGCUGUGGGCGGCCUGUCCGCCGGCGCCACCUACGUACGGAUGCCGGGAUCGGCCGUGAUCAGCCGGAGUCCAAUGACGGUACUGAAUGUGGUGCAACAGGCGGCUUCACUGCCCGCCACCCAAUUGAUACUGCAGGCCCAGAGCCCAACGCCUCAGCAACAGCAACAACAUCAGCAGCAGCCCCAUCCAGAGCACCAGCAGCAGCAGAUGGCCAUGAACCAACAGCAGCAGCAGCCACAGACACAAUCGCAAUCACAGCAGCCGCAACAGCAACAGCAGCAGCUACAGCUAUCAUCCCAUCCCGUGAAACAUCAACAAUCAUCGCCAGCAUCCAGCUCUUCCCCAUGUAGCAGUAGCGGUAGCAGCGGGGCCAGCAGCACGGGGGCCACCGCCAGCUCAUCGAGCAGCUACCAGUGCAUGGAAUGCGUAGAGAAAUUCGAAUCGAAGGAACUGUUCGACAUCCAUCGCAGCGGGCAUGCCAACAACAUGAAGUGCGCAAUCUGCAACAUGGUGCUCAAGUCGCUCAAGAACUAUGAGAAGCAUUGCCUGCGUUGCAAGCCGUACGAAUGCCAAAUCUGCGGUCGGGUGGUGCGCUUCCGGCCCAACUUUAUCAAGCAUAUGAGGGUGCAUACGGGCCAGCAGUCGGAGCGGCACAAGUACAAGUGCGAGGUGUGCCACAAGGAGUUCAUGAGCUUCGAGUACUUCAAGGUUCACAAGAAGAUCCACAACGAGAAUGUGAACCUCACCUGCGAGAUCUGUGGCAAGGUGUUCAGUGCCCUGGCCUCGCUACGCGGACACUCGAAACUCCAUUCGGGUGUCAAGUUGCACAAAUGCGAUGUCUGCGGCAAGGGCUUUGGCCAGCGCUACAACCUGAAGAUCCAUGCCCGCACCCACACGGGCGACUUUCCCUUUGAGUGCAAAAUAUGCAAGAAGAAGCUCCACACGCAAUCCUCGCUGCAAACGCACAUGCAGGUCCAUCUCAGGGAUCAGCCAACGGCAGUAGCCACGCAGCAGGCAAAGGCAAGCAGUGCCAAUGCCAACAGCCAGAACGGGGGAAGCACCACCAAUACUAUCAUCAAUACCAAUACCACCACCGCGAGCACCACCCACACCAACACCAGCAUCAGCAGCAACUCGAGCAACAGCAACAGUGCGACAUCCGCCACGGCCACAACGAUUGUCAAAUUGGAGCCGCCAAGCGAUCUGGAUAUGCCCAGCACUAGCACAAGCAAUAGCAAUCAGCUGCAACAGCAGCAGCACCACUCUCACCAACAACAGCAACAACAGCAGCAGCAGCAAAUGGAAUUGGACGACCAUUCUGGCCUCAGUGGGGACGAGGAUGUGAACUCUUCCUCGCAUAUUGUCAACUCAACCACCAAUCGCUUGACCACCGGUGAGGACUCAUCCAAUGAGUCCUCGAAUGCCUCGCUACACAAUCAGCCGCACUCCUCCUCAUCCGCAGCCAGCAUCAGCUCCUCGCAUUCGCCAUCUAUGCUGCAGCAGCAACAGCUGACACCAGCUGCAUCAUCGCAGUAUCUCAUGUCCACGCCCUCACGGACGAUUGUCAUCAAGAACUACAUGCAGCAGCAACAUGCUGGAGCGGGUCAGGGACAGCAACAUCAACAGAACGCAUCCGAUCAGGGUGCUGUACUCCAUACACAGGUCAUCCAGAGCGGUGCAGGCACCAGCAGCAACAACAGCAGCAGUAGCAGCAGCAAUGGCAGCGGGAACGCCAUCGUUAGCAAUGGUGCACAGCAAUUGAUACGCAAGACGCCCAUCAUUCAUCACUCAGCGAGUGCCAGUGGUACGCUCUGCUCUGCUCUGACCAGCGUGGUACAGCAACAGUUAAAUACAGCAGUCGGAGUUGGUUCGCCCGCUCAAUCGCCACAGUCAUCGUCGUCAACGUCUUGCUCCUCCACCACUGUGCUGGUGUCAAAGGCCACGGGUGUGCCCCUCUCGAUAGCAUCUUCGGCAGCGGCGGCGGCUGCACUGGCCGGUUCCACCAUCAUACGUAGCACACGCAAUCAUCAUCAUAUACAGCAGCAGCAGCAGCAGCAGCAGCAGCAGCAGCAGCAGCAGCAGCAGCAUAGCAACAGCCAGAGUCAGCAGCAGCAGCGUGGAUCAGGAGCUGGCACGCAGCAGCGCAGUAACCACCGAAACCACCACCGACGUCGUCAUCUUGCUGACAUGGAUGAUGAUGACGAUGACGAUGAGGACGAAGAUCCAGCCUCAGCAGCCGCUCAAUUGCAGUUGCAGCGCCAUGGCCAACAUACGUCAAUGUCCCCCGUCAGCCCCCAUCACAACCAGCAUCAGCAGCAUCAUCAUUCACAUCAUCAACAGCAUCCGCAGCUGCAUCAUCAUCAUCACAAUCAUCAUUUCGAUGAUGAUGAUGAUGAUGAGAAAUCAUCACCGUCCCUGGCCACAGCGGCAAUCAAGGUGGAACCGAAUCUCUACUCUUCCGGCUCAGGCGACAACUCCAACGAUAUGUUCAUCAAAGAGGAGGUGAUGUUUGAGGACUCGGCAGCCCCACACUCACCACAAUCGCCGCCAAGCUCAAAGUUUCGCAUCUCGAACUUUGAUAGCGAUCUGGUCGAUCAUCAUGUCGAUUUAAAUCACUCGCUACCGCCGUAUGGGAACCUGUUUGAGCCGCACUCAAUACCCGACAGCAUACCCGUGCAACUCUAUCCGGAUGAUGAUGAUGACUUUCGGCUGGACCACAGCUCGCUGGGUGGACUGCAUAACACAUCGUCAUCGACAACCGAUGGGGACUUUAUCAAAAAGGAAUGGGUUUAUGGCACCGGCACCAGUUCCUAUGCCAUGAAUGGCAAAUUCGAUGAUGACAGCGAUGCCCUAUGCGAUGCCGCUAAUUUCAUAUACAAUUGAGAACGUUUUCUCGUAAUUGUUCGGAAGGAGCGACAGGAAAGGAAAACGAAAGGAAAGGUACAGGAUAUGGAAAUGCAUACGCACAUUUUGGCAAGACAAUUGCUUGGAUAUAUAUACAUAUAUCUCUCUCUAACCCACACACAAAAACAACAUAGAAGAUAUGUAUAGAUGUAUAGAUAUAUAUAUAGUAUAUAUAUAUAUAUGUACUCUAUAUAUAUAUAUAUAGAGUACAUGCCACACACACCUCUAGAUAAUUUGCUAUCUCUGUGUUGCGCUCGUGAUGAUCUUAACGUGAUCUUAAGUCUAAAUAUGUGUAGAGUGUAGAAUUUUGAUAUCUCUCUCUCUAUUUCUCUCUGUUUUAACCAUAUUUUCGACCGCCCCAACCACCCAAUUUCCUGUGUGUCGCUCUAAUUCUAUGUGUGUCGUCAUUUUUGCAAUAACUCUCUCUGUCUCUCUCGAUCUCUCUCUCUGUCUCUC
Molecule: messenger RNA, 5544 nt
Organism: Drosophila guanche
Lineage: Eukaryota; Metazoa; Arthropoda; Insecta; Diptera; Drosophilidae
Product: zinc finger protein 236
Exons: 4
Coding region: 874-5067 (1397 amino acids)
Biological process (GO): regulation of DNA-templated transcription
Molecular function (GO): DNA-binding transcription factor activity, RNA polymerase II-specific; RNA polymerase II cis-regulatory region sequence-specific DNA binding
Source: RefSeq, a predicted model, not a curated record